CAUCUUUUACACCAUCGCAGGCCAUCGUCCUCGCCAAAUGAUCCCCUCAACUGGCCGAAAUGGAGGAAGGUUGCACUUAUUCUGACGCUCACUUAUGGAACAGGUGUCGUAGGUGCCUUCGGCCCCAUCAUCGGCGCAGGCCUUGAACAAGUUGCUGAGAAUUUUGGAACUUCCGUUGAUUCUCUCUCCGAGAUCACAGGCGACUGUGUUAUUGCAAUUGGUCUGGUUCUGAUUGUGACAGCCCCUGCAAGUGUCAUUUGGGGCCGCCGCCCAACCUUCCUGGCGGGAUGCAUACUUUUGCUCGCUAGCUCCAUUUGGAGCGCACUAUCGAAAGACGUCGGUAAUUUGACGGCUGCCCGAGUCAUUGGGGGUAUGGGCAUGGCACCUGCGGAAUGCCUGGUACAAGCCUCCAUUGGUGACAUCUUCUUUGUGCAUGAACGAGGAAAGUGGAUCGCGUUAUGGAGCUUUGCUCUUCUAGGAGGUAUAUGUGGCGUGUCUAUUGUUAACGGGUACCUCAUCCAAAAUGCUUCCUGGCGUGUAUGCUUCGUCAUCAUGGCUGUCUUGUGUGCUGUCUUCUUGGUCUUGGUAUUCUUCUUUGUUCCUGAAACAGCGUACAAUCGCCCUGAGUCCCUCACUUCCAAAACUACGUCACCAUCAGACGAAUCACAUGAGAAGGAAGGUCCAGACAAAGUUACAGAGGUGCAGGUAUCAGAAGUCGAGAAGGCCUCGGGUCUUAGCAUUCAAUCAGAGACCGAACGACCACGUUCGUACUGGAGCUCCCUCAAGCCAUGGGAGAACCGCCGUUUCUCCGAUGCGAGCUUUUGGAAGUUAGCGAUUUCUCCGUUCACUUUUGUAUGUAGCCCUAUCGUCGCAUGGGGUACCCUCGUCUAUGGCUCAACUUCCGCUUGGCUCGUCGCAUUGUCUGUAUCUGUGUCAAUGCUUUUCUCCUCCCCGGCGUAUGGAUAUGAUUUCCAGGCUGGGCCUGUUGGACUCAUCUCUGGGGUCGGCCCGUUCAUCGCUGCCAUCCUAGGUAACGCGAUUUCCGGGCCUUUGUCUGAUUGGUCCGUGAAGUGGCUCUCUCGCCGGAAUAACGGAAUUUACGAGCCAGAGUUCCGGCUAUUCAUGAUAAUUCCAACAUUGAUUUUUACUACAAUAGGUUGGUAUGGAUGGGCCAUCAGCGCGAACCUCCUGGAUCUUUGGAUUGGUCCAGCUGUUUUCUAUUCCCUUUUGAAUUUUGGCCAGGCACUGGCGUCCGUUGCAGUCGUGUCCUAUGUGGUAGACGCGCACGCAGAUUAUGCGCCGGAGGCUUUCGCCACAAUCAAUUGCAUCAAAAAUUUGUUCACGUUUGGACUCACGUACUACACGGACCCUUGGCUGGACAAACAAGGUGUACUAAGAACGUUCUACACGAUUGGCGGGAUAAAUAUCGCUAUCUGCCUGACAACCAUCCCCAUGUAUAUCUAUGGGAAACGGGCGCGAAGCUGGGUUCAUAGGAGUUCUUGGAUACUUUCUUGA
This is a messenger RNA of Coniophora puteana RWD-64-598 SS2, 1515 nucleotides long. RefSeq names its product cycloheximide resistance protein. The record is from RefSeq and is a predicted model, not a curated record. The annotation marks the transcript as partial. Lineage: Eukaryota; Fungi; Basidiomycota; Agaricomycetes; Boletales; Coniophoraceae. The transcript is spliced from 10 exons. Gene Ontology annotation, molecular function: transmembrane transporter activity. Gene Ontology annotation, biological process: transmembrane transport.